AGCCGGUUGCCCGCGUCUGCGAAGCUGCAGUCACCGCAGGUGCCGGCAUCUCGGAGACCAGAGCUGAGAGUUGAACCACGGCCGCAGCGGAGGAGCAAGGGAAGGAUGUGGGUUUUUGGUUACGGGUCCCUGAUCUGGAAAGUGGACUUCCCCUAUCAGGACAAGUUGGUUGGAUACAUCACAGGCUACAACAGGCGCUUCUGGCAGGGGAGCACCGACCACCGCGGGGUCCCCGGCAAGCCUGGAAGAGUUGUGACUCUUGUUGAAGAUCCUGGGGGUUGUGUAUGGGGUGUUGCUUACAGACUGCCAGUAGGAAAGGAAGAAGAAGUAAAAGCAUACCUUGACUUCAGAGAGAAAGGAGGCUACAGGACCACAACAGUCAUUUUUUAUCCAAAAGAUUCCACAACAAAGCCAUUCACUGUGUUGCUAUACAUCGGAACAUGUGAUAAUCCUAAUUAUCUUGGCCCUGCCCCUCUGGAAGACAUUGCUGACCAAAUUUUUAAUGCAGCUGGUCCAAGUGGAAGAAAUACAGAGUAUCUUUUUGAACUUGCAAAUUCUAUGAGGAACCUUGUGCCAGAAGAUGCAGAUGAGCAUCUUUUCUCUUUGGAAAAAUUAGUAAAGGAACGUUUAGAAGGAAAACGGAACCUCACCUGCUUGUAAAGACCUAAUCAUUGACUUUUCCAAACAAGCAGAGCUUUUAGUCUUCAAAGAAUAGGUUCAUGCACACUGGCAUUAUGAUCUGGAAACAUGUUUGUUUACUUGAAGAUCUUAUUUAUUUUUAAUGUUGUAUUAUUCAAGAUAUGAUCAAAUGUGUAGUUUAGUAGCGUGUAUCCAAAAAACCUAAAUAUUUAAAAUACUGGGGUAGAGUUAAAGAAAAAAUUCAAGUUUUAAUAAUAUAAUGGUUUCCUAACUAUAUAAUAUUGAACACUUGCUCAUGAGAAGUGAGUUCUUUAGAAAAAAUACAAUGAAAUAUUCAGUUCAGAGCUUGUUUUUAUCAGAGUAAAAAUAAUUGUCAUUUCAUAUCACAAUUCUAUUUUCAAGUUGUAAAGAAUUAAACCAAAAGGUAAUACCUUUAAUGUAUUUCUGUACAGUAAUACUGUAACCAUGGUUUAAAAUAUACAAACUUAAAAUAAUGUGUAAUUAGAAAUAUAUGGUAAUACAAGAUUUCAACCUUGAUUGUGAAUUUCCUGUUCAGGUAUUAUUUAAGGCCCUUUCCAAUUUAAGUCAAAAAGACUGGCAUUUUUAAUAUAAAAAAUUUCCUUGGAA
Messenger RNA from Hyaena hyaena (striped hyena), 1266 nucleotides. RefSeq names its product ChaC glutathione specific gamma-glutamylcyclotransferase 2 (gene CHAC2). The transcript has 3 exons. Gene Ontology annotation, molecular function: gamma-glutamylcyclotransferase activity; glutathione specific gamma-glutamylcyclotransferase activity. Gene Ontology annotation, cellular component: cytoplasm. Bases 106 to 660 code for a protein of 184 amino acids. The record is from RefSeq and is a predicted model, not a curated record. Lineage: Eukaryota; Metazoa; Chordata; Mammalia; Carnivora; Hyaenidae. Gene Ontology annotation, biological process: glutathione catabolic process.